Messenger RNA from Ceratotherium simum simum (southern white rhinoceros), 2047 nucleotides. It is a transcript of the gene CNOT7, whose product is annotated as CCR4-NOT transcription complex subunit 7. Gene Ontology annotation, cellular component: CCR4-NOT complex. The record is from RefSeq and is a predicted model, not a curated record. Gene Ontology annotation, molecular function: nucleic acid binding; poly(A)-specific ribonuclease activity. NCBI's taxonomy places the organism in Eukaryota, Metazoa, Chordata, Mammalia, Perissodactyla, Rhinocerotidae.
UCAUCUAGCGCCCCCGCCAGGACGUGCGAGAAGCGACGGCGCAGUACGGUGCGGCGCAGCUCCGGCUCCCCUUUCCCCUUUGCUGGGCAAGAGGUGUCUAUGGGGCACCCGCUGCCGCCGCCGCUACCACCGCCACCGCCGCCACCGCUGGGUGCUGUCUCUAUGGCGAGGAGGAGGAGGAGGACCGCGAGCUCAGCGACACAAGUGCACAAAUAAAGGAUAAAGUAUUUUAUGAAACAAAUCUUCAAUCAAGUAUAACAUUUUGAUGCUUGGCAUCUAGACUCCUUGUGCCCUCACUAUGCCAGCAGCAACAGUAGAUCAUAGCCAAAGAAUUUGUGAAGUCUGGGCUUGCAACCUGGAUGAAGAGAUGAAGAAAAUUCGUCAAGUUAUCCGAAAAUAUAAUUACGUUGCUAUGGACACCGAGUUUCCAGGUGUGGUUGCAAGACCCAUCGGAGAAUUCAGGAGCAAUGCUGACUAUCAGUACCAGCUAUUGCGGUGUAAUGUAGACUUGUUAAAGAUAAUUCAGCUAGGACUGACAUUUAUGAAUGAGCAAGGAGAAUACCCUCCAGGAACUUCAACUUGGCAGUUUAAUUUUAAAUUUAAUUUGACGGAGGACAUGUAUGCCCAGGACUCUAUAGAGUUACUGACAACAUCUGGCAUCCAGUUUAAAAAGCAUGAAGAGGAAGGAAUUGAGACCCAGUACUUUGCAGAACUUCUUAUGACAUCGGGAGUGGUCCUCUGUGAAGGAGUCAAAUGGUUAUCAUUUCAUAGUGGUUAUGACUUUGGCUAUUUAAUCAAAAUCCUGACCAACUCUAACUUGCCUGAAGAAGAACUUGACUUCUUUGAGAUCCUUCGACUGUUUUUUCCUGUCAUUUAUGAUGUGAAGUACCUCAUGAAGAGCUGCAAAAAUCUCAAAGGUGGUUUACAGGAAGUUGCUGAACAGUUAGAGCUGGAACGGAUAGGACCACAACAUCAGGCAGGAUCUGAUUCAUUGCUCACAGGAAUGGCCUUUUUCAAAAUGAGAGAAAUGUUCUUUGAAGAUCAUAUUGAUGAUGCCAAAUAUUGUGGUCAUUUGUAUGGCCUUGGUUCUGGUUCAUCCUAUGUACAGAAUGGCACAGGGAAUGCAUAUGAAGAGGAAGCCAACAAGCAGUCAUGACAUGAAAUAGUCCUUUUAUUUUUAUUUUAUUUGAGCUACACACAUACUUGUAUAUAGGUUUUAUCUCUGGUUGAAUCCCUUGAAUAAUAGACAGUACUUUUUUUUUUCUUUCAUAGACCAUUUUAUUUUCCGGCUUUGAGUAUUAAGUAUGACCAUUCCUAUCUCACAUCUUAAUAAAUAGAAAAGCAUUCAGGUUAAAUUUGGCCUUAAUAUACUUGUUAGCAGGCAUGUGUGACAGAGUUGGGAAAGCUACAUCAUAUUGCAUAUUUUGAUAAACUUCACAUCCUUGAGCUUGGUUUGUUUUUUCCUUUUCUAAAUUAACUAGCACUGACUAUAAUUUAUUUCCCUGUUUCAUGUCUCCCUAUCAUUCUGCAGGAGUUUUAGCUAUUUGAGAUUGUGGACCAUCAAUUUUGCACUUUAGAGAGUGAUUCUGACUCAGAUCCUCUGUUUUAUCAGAAAUGUUGGUUUUUCAUGCUCUUAGCUGGAAAAAUGACCAUCUGCCAACUUUAUACAGUAUUGACUUGUUUUUGACCCACAGAAAUAUAGCACAUGCAUUGUGCAAACGGUUGAUUCAGCAAGACUGCAAAAAAAAAAGACAAAAAAACUACUGAGGAGCUUAGUAACUGCUGAUUCUGUACGUAGUGUUUUAAUCUUCCAAGCACAUCUAGUGUCUAUUGGUUUCUAAUUGGCAUGUGUAGGCUGCUCUGUGACUGAAGAAUUUUUCAAACCAGCUUUACACCCUUCAGGAAAAAUCCCUUGUGAUUGGAUGUUUAAUGUCUGCCAGGAAACUGGUAUCCAAGAUGUUGAAGCUGCAGUUCUUUUCUGAUAGCCCACUUCCCUUGAUCUGCUUCUUUUUAUUCCAUCACUGUUGACCCUUAUUUUUCAUUUUUU